AUGGCCUCCAGAUCGGGGGCCGGUUCCAGCGGACACCGUUCAAACCGCCCUCGAGACGCACAGGAAGACUUCCCGCCGCUUCCUCUCCCCAGACUUCCGUCGUUGCGAACGUUGAGUGGGGACCGGGAACGAUCUCGCCCGUCCUCACCGUCCAGCGCCUCCAUCGGCGGCAUCAGCGGCAUCAACGGCAUCAACGGUCGCCCACCAACGAGACACUGGUCUGCCGCCGCCGCCAGAAGAGCCGAGCGCAUCCGCAACCUCGACGACAGAGCACCCAGCCUGGAUGACUUGGAAUCCAACUCCAUGGACCAGUCGUGGUUCUCAACAUCCCGUCGCCAGUCGAGGCUGCGUCCCCUCGACACCACUUCUCACCACCGACGGCCCAACCUCGACGAACUGGACCAGACUCUCGAUGAGGCCAACUCCCAGCUUCGCACGCUCCUCGACAUGACAAACCACAUCAACCUCAUGACGCCCAUCCUCCGAACAACACUGUCACCCACCAUCCGCUCCCACGACUUCCCCGACGACAACGUCCGGAGCAAGCGGCGGAAAAUCGACUCCAACCGACUCGUCCCCAGCUUCAAGGGCUUUCGGUACGGCAAAUACGGCCAAGUCGAGCCCGGCCAGCUGCAAAUGGAAAUUGUAAGCUGCGACGGCGGCAUGUUCUCCAACGAAUCAUCCUACGCAGCUGAAAAUAUCCUCAAGGACGACAACUCCGUGUACUGCACCAAGGGAAACAGAUGCAAUAUCGUGUUACGACACCAAGGCGCAACUGUCUUUACUCUUGAGGAGCUCAUCAUCAAGGCUCCCGCCUCCAUGAACUAUUCCCACCCCGUCCGCGAAGGCAUGGUGUUCAUCGCCAUGAACCAAGACGACAUCCUCAGCCGCACAGCCCAAUACCAGAUCCAAUACGUCCCCUCCGCCACCCGCAUCACCUUUGACGACAACACCACCCGUCACACCUACGACCGCGACCCUACCCCCCGACACAUCGUCUCCAUCCGCCACCACGACGACGGCUCAACCUCCACCCGCGUCCGCCGCUCUCUCUACCACUCCCACUCCCACGCCAGCUCCCACUCGCACCACGACGAAGACGACCACCGCACCCCCGAAAUGCCCCAUGAGUUCUCCUCUAACCAGCCCGACUUCCGCAUCACCACCGAAUGCACCUCCGACGAAGAAGACUACUCAAUGCCUCACAUCCUCCGCCGUGCCCCCAACCGCAUCGGCUCCCUUCCCUUUGAAACAGAAACCUCCGACUCCGACGACACCCCCUUCGCAGACGACUUCACCGAAUCCUUCCACCGCCAGAUUCACCCCCCAACAAGCUCAUCUACCUCCCACCCAUCUCACUCACGCGCCCGCAACGAACACCUCUCCGUCUCAUUAGCAGAAGCGUGGGACGCACACGCCUCCGCUACACAGGAGGCCGUCCGCGCCGUAGGAGGAGAACUUCUCGUCCCCCACGCCAGGUUCUUCAUCGAAAAGAAAAAGUCAAAAUGUACCAUUCGAUUCGACCCCCCCGUUUCGGGGCGCUUUAUCCUGCUCAAGAUGUGGAGCUCGCAUCACGACGUUGCUAGUAAUAUUGAUAUUCAGAGCGUCAUGGCAAGGGGGUAUGCUGGCCCGCGGUACUUUCCGUCCGUGGAACUGAGUUGA
Pochonia chlamydosporia 170 is the source of this 1662-nucleotide messenger RNA. Its product is annotated as eukaryotic translation initiation factor 6. The record is from RefSeq and is a predicted model, not a curated record. Bases 1 to 1662 code for a protein of 553 amino acids. The transcript is spliced from 2 exons. NCBI's taxonomy places the organism in Eukaryota, Fungi, Ascomycota, Sordariomycetes, Hypocreales, Clavicipitaceae.